Messenger RNA from Microthlaspi erraticum, 1167 nucleotides. The record is from the annotation of a GenBank genome assembly. Lineage: Eukaryota; Viridiplantae; Streptophyta; Magnoliopsida; Brassicales; Brassicaceae.
AUGCCAGAACCUGAAACGGAGAAGAAGACAUCAUCCGUGACGCUAGACUGCUCUCUUCUCGAGGAUUGUGUUUCGAAGCAAACUGAAACAGAAGAGCAGACAAUAUUGUCCAUGGCAGACUGGUCUCUUCUCCCUGAAGAUCUACUUCACAUCAUCUCGACGCAUCUGGAGAACUGUUUCGACGUAGUUCAUGUUCGCUCUGUUUGCAGCUCGUGGCGAUCCACAAUCCCUUUUCCCUGCAGCCUAUUAAGCUCAAGUUACUCUAUUCCCACGUUCAAUAAGGACUCUCUCGAAAACAAAGGCUUUUGCACCUUCGAGAAGAUCCCUUUGUUCCUCUUUAGAGUCCGUACUCCUUCUGCUGCUGCUGCUGAGUAUUUCUUGGGAGGAAUUGGCCAAGGCCCUAGAGAUGAGUCAGAGGAUCAAACAGAGCUUUCAUCUCCUAUUCAGUGUUCAGUGAAACUGAAGAUCCCAAGAUCUGACCAAACCUUUGUGAACAUGCUCGACUGUCAGAUUCUCUCUCUAGGCUAUCAGUACACAAUGAUUGGUGUGGUUUUUCUUCCUCUAGAAAAGGAAGAAUUCGUUAUGCUUCUCAAGCACUAUGAAGCUUUGUGGGUAUUAAAAAGUGCCGAAAUGAAGUGGAAGCUGCUUGAGAACGUCCCAAAGAAAUCAUGCUGGAAAGUAGUCGCUUUUCGAGGCAAAUUUUAUGCAUCGUAUGAAGGGAAAGUUGUUGUUAUUGAUCCUUAUUCCCUGGACGUGACUCUCUUGAUACCACUGCAGCCGCUCGAGCCAUUACAGUAUCUGGUUCCAUGUGGCAGUGAUGAAGUUUUCCUUGUUGAGAAAUGUAUGAGAUCGUUCAUAUUAAGAGUGAGUAGGCUAGAUGAGGAGGCUGGCAAAUGGGUCGAGGUCACGGAUUUAGGUGACCGGGUGUUGUUUAUAAGAGACUUGGGAAAUGUCUGCUGCUCAGCUAAAGAACUUCCUGACGGUUGUGGUGUGAGCGGGAACUCAAUUUUGUUCACCAAUCUGUUAGGCAAUGUAACAAACUUCUAUAAGUAUGGAGUGAGAGAGGAAGACGGCCUCAAGUGUUGGAGAUUGUUUAGAGAUCAAAGUGUGACAGUCCUCGGCAGAUAUCCGGUUGUAGCAUUCCGUGUUGACCAAGCUUCGCCAUAA